This is a messenger RNA of Toxorhynchites rutilus septentrionalis, 3485 nucleotides long. Its product is annotated as ecdysone-induced protein 74EF-like. The transcript has 6 exons. The record is from RefSeq and is a predicted model, not a curated record. NCBI's taxonomy places the organism in Eukaryota, Metazoa, Arthropoda, Insecta, Diptera, Culicidae. Bases 2473 to 3273 code for a protein of 266 amino acids.
AUUCGCGUUGACGUACGGUUUGUUGAUUGUGUGAUUCUUUUCGGUUCGUUUUUUCGCCACGGGUUCCUCGGGAACAUCUCGCCUGUGGAGAGUACCGCAAUUAUCCCAGCCUGUGUGUUAUAUUUGUUUUGUUUUUAUUUUUCUUAUAUUUAUUUUUCCUAGUUUUUCGGUGAUUUUUGUUCUAUGUUGGUGUGUGUUGGUGGUUUAUUUUUCUAAUUCGGCCCCGCGAAGUGCUUUUCGUGGUUCUAAUUGUUUGCGGCGGUGGAAAUCGAACCCGAUCGGGCAACGUGUGCGCGCAGUUUCGGUUUUGGUCGGCGGUUCCGACUCGAAGGCGAUUCCUUUUCGAGUUAUGUUUUUGGGGGGCAAUUCUCCGUUUCCGUUUGCCUCGCACAAAACGCCCCCCUCAGAAUCGAGGCAACAGUUUGAAAGUUUGCGUACACACUGAUGAAGGCAAAACAACUAUGAAAACUAUGACAAUUUGAAGGCUUCUGACAGCAGCACAGAGAGGAAAUCAAUUUAUUGUGCUCGAAAGCGGUCAACUGGAAACGAAACAAAGUCAAAAUCGGAUUCAGUUCCCGGAAAAUUAUCGAACCCAUGUCAGGAUGGGACCCAAAGAAUUGGAUUAUUAUCCCCGCGUGGAGUUCUGGUGCAGAUUAAUUUAAUAACCCAAAACUAUGGAUUACGGCUCAGAUCUUGGUUUCAAUCCAUCCACUAGACAGUAGCUGAACGCGCACUGUGUGUUUAGAAAGUGAGUUUAGUGCACGACGCCAACAUUUACAAAGAAAGAAAACGCAAGAAAAAAACACAUGCAAAUUUUGCGAAAAGAGAAAUAUGAUGAUUACCAUUGAAUCAGUGAGUUAGUGAAUAUUCUUCUUUCAUGUUUAUUCGUUUUAUUGACCAAACCGUGCAUUGAAGGAGAAGCUAAUGAAAAAUUCAGAAAAAGCAUAAAUAAGCAUCUGAAGCUGGAAAGUCCAUAAGUGUUCGGGAUCGGGAUUGUGUUUUAAUUGUAUCGUCAUUUAUCACGGUUGACGAGAGAUAGAAAAAGUAAGCAAAAUGUUGGUGCAACCCACGGAUUGGGAAGUGAUGGAUGCUGCAUCCGCGUGUACACACACUCGCUUAUAUCCGGUGAGAAAAGAUUUGCAGAAGUGAGUGAACGACACGACCCAAAGAGAACGCGUGAGACGUUCUUGCCACAUUGAAGUGAAUGAAAAAUUACCGGCAAUUAACCGACAAAGUUUUGGCUUGAAACCGCAGUGAGUGGGCAGGAGUGAGAGUGGAGAAAAAUAUUCGGAAAAUCGUAACACGGAGGUGAGAAUGAAGUAAAACAAAGCCGCGUUCGGUGUGACACACAUUUUAUUGAAGACAACAAACAAAAAGGAAGAUCUCAGCUUGGAUUACCGCCAUUUCUUUCGGAUCAUCAACGUUGACAACCCGCGUCGGACAGCCCGAUAAAAGCGGCUGCUAUCGGUUCGUUCGACAACGAUCCUCAAGACUUCCGAAUGACACACCGAAUCUAGAUAUGUUGGUAUUUUUCAAGAAACAUUAACCAUAACCUUGUCACCAGAAAAUACACCGUUUCCGUUGAAGCAGACUUUCUGCCAACGCACACGCUACUCGGACCUGCCCGAAAAACACCAACCAACAGCCAACGGCCUUUUUCCCGUUCACAAACCUCGCCGCCUGUUGUCACCCUGUUGGGACAAAAAUGUUGUGGAUCCUAAGCCCACCGAUUCAGCAGCAAGGACAUUUUCGAAUAAUAGUAAAGUGUGUUCGUCUCGCAAGAUCACUCACCGGUAACCACCGAACCAAGAGGAGAAUUUUCAGUUCCACCCGGGGGGAUACCACUGCAAGCAAUACGAUGGCCGGGAACCGCUAGAUUACCAUUCGGGACAAGAUUCAUUGCUCGCGUAGAAACCACUGUGAUAGUUAAGGCUAGAACAGAGAUUACCAAUGGGUUAGACAGUAAGCAUACCGUCCGUGUUCAUUUUUUACGUUUCGGCCAAAGCAGUUCAAAAUUAAGUAAACCAAACAGGAAUAAGAAGUGCCUAUAAAAUUACAUGUAUAGAAGGAAAUCUGAAAGCUAUUGAAUUUGUGCAAACUUGAUGUGUUCAAAAUAUUUCGUAUUUUUACAACCGUGUACUGGUCGGGAUCACUUUUAUGGAAUAGCUGAGCAAGAGCGCUAUAAAAUAUAGCGUAGAUUCCAACCCCGAUAUACUUGGUAACAUAACGUAUAGCGUUUGCGAACGCAAGGAGAAUUUUAUAGUAAAGCUUAGACUAACCAAUUUAUACCAUACGAUUCUAAACACCGAAAGUGUAUUCGCUAGGACUCGGGGAAGCUAGGGUUCGCGAAACCGAAUUUACAUUGGAUCGAGGGCUCAGUGUACAACGGACAGCAAAUAAGAAAAUUUUGAUCAGAAGAACGUUUCUACGCUGGCGUUAGCAAGUUUACGAGGUGGCUCUGCCAUCGGGGCGAUGCCAUUCAUCGAUGACGAGUUGCUGUGGUCCCCGGACAACGAUGGACGUAUGGUUGAUCUCCAAGCCUGUCUUCAGGACCAUAAUAAUGGAGUCAAUCAGCAGUCAGACAUCGGUGGCAACGGCUGUGAUUUGAACAAUCUGGAAGAAACGCUCUGCAACGAUUCGGACGAGCUGCUGCGGCAGCUGACGGAGAAUACAUUCGAGCUAGAGCAAUUUUUCCAGGAUUUUCCAGCGACGGAGAUUAAAGUUGAGGAAAACAAUAAUGACUUGCACCUCGACGAGGAAACUAGCGGGCAAAUCUUCCUGCAGAGCUGCUCGCAAAUUCUGUCGUCGGCCGCAGCAGUCGCUGUGGCAAAUUCCCAGCUCAAUGCACUGGCUUGCGAUGUUGGACUCGGCGAGGGCCCUAGCGGUGCCCUCGUGCUUGCCAAUGGAGCCAACAUGCUCGCUCAGAACGGUGGCACAGGAAGUGCCGAGAAUCAGCUGCAGGAACAGUUGUUCCUUGCGCAAGCUCAAGAGCUGCUACAGCAGCAACAGAAUCGGUUUCAGCAGCUCGCCACCAAUACACUGCUAGCAGAGAAACUGCUGCAAAAUCAAACCACGCUUACCGCACUGGAUGGAUCGGGAUCGGUUGCAACGGUGAAUUCCUCAUCGGUUGGCGGCCUGGCCGGAUCCUCGCAGCUACUUGGACGAGCCGGAAAGCCACCGGACAUUGUUAUCAAAGUAUUGUCUCAAAGGAAUGGCACCUCUACGCAUCGUUCGUACAACGUAAACCAAGCGCCAAACAAGCGUUCGCCAUAGCAUGCAUACAGAGCCAUACAUUGGUGGCUUGAAACUACUAGGAAUAUAAACACUUCUCAUCAUAGUGCGCAAUUCUCAAAAGAAACGCUUCUGUUAAUAUUACUGGCCUCGAAAAAAGUUGCAUUACUUUCUCAUGCUCGAGAGAAGCGCAGCUAUCACCCUUAGUGGAGGAAGUUUUGCUACUGGCAAGCGAAACCUAAUCACAUACAAAA